Messenger RNA from Staurois parvus, 399 nucleotides. The record is from the annotation of a GenBank genome assembly. NCBI's taxonomy places the organism in Eukaryota, Metazoa, Chordata, Amphibia, Anura, Ranidae.
CACUCCAGAGUACAGAGUCUCUGUAGUCUUCUUCUUUUUCAGCAUGGGCCCUGGCAAAUUCUAGGCAGGCUUUUUUGUGCAUGUGCUUUAGGAGAGGCUUCCUUUGUGGAUGACAACCAUGCAUGCCAUUCCUCUGCAGUGUACGCUGUAUUGUGUCACAGGAAACCAUCACUCCAGUUUGACUUUCUACUUCUUUAGCUAACUGCAGUGAACAUGCAUGGCAAUUUUCUUCAACCCUUCUCAUCAGAAGAUGUUCCUGUCGAGAUGUUAACUUCCGUGAACAGCCUGGACGUCUCUGUGAGAUGGUUGCAGUUCCAUCUUUGUUAAAUUGUUGUAUUACUUUUGCUACAGUAUUUUGACUGAUAAGUAAAGCUUUGCUGAUCUUUUUGUAAGCUUUAC